Molecule: messenger RNA, 339 nt
Organism: Penicillium digitatum Pd1
Lineage: Eukaryota; Fungi; Ascomycota; Eurotiomycetes; Eurotiales; Aspergillaceae
Product: Short chain dehydrogenase family protein
Source: RefSeq, a predicted model, not a curated record
AUGACACCGCAAGCCAACCCGAACUCAUCGCAGUCCACCAUCAACACUGUGGAGCGCGAGAUCCGCGCGGUCGGCGGAUGUGCUGCAACGGUCACCGUUGACGUGCGUGACGCUGCACAGAUCAAGCAUGCCAUCGAGGAGACGUUGCGCAUUUUUGAUAAGCUGGAUGUGCUUUUGUACAACUCCAGCGCGAUCUGGUGGUCGGCUGUGGAGAAUUCGCCUCUAAAGCGAUUCAAGCUUAUGCAGCAGGUGAACCUAGGGAAAAUUUAUGCGACUGUCCAGGCUGCUUUGCCUUUCUUUGAGAAAUCGAGCUGGAAUGGGCGCAUUGUGGUCUAUUAG